AUGGACAAGUAUGAGACUUUGGAGAUCAUCGGAGAAGGGUAAUUUCUAUUUAGAACUUAUGGAACUGUUUACAAGGUUAGACACAAAGAAACUGGUGCUUAUUAUGCAAUAAAAAAAUUCAAAGAAAGUGAUGAAAAUCAAGCUAUAAAUUAAAUUAAACGGCUUAAGGUCUUCCAAAUUUGAUGACUCAGAUUUUCUACCACAGGACUUUUGCUUGCCAGUGGAAGCACCAGUUUCCUGAGCCCGAUCAACAACAGUUUUCUCUAAGAGCUUCACUGGUUCCUGAUUUUCGAAGGGUUAAGAAUACCCCUCUGCGCUGUAUGUCUUGAGGUGCUAUGGAGGCAAAUUAGCCAGAUGCCUCCUAUUGGCUACCUUGAGGAAGGGAGACACCUAGAAAAAAAGAUCCUUCACCCUCCGAGCUGGCAGGGAAAGAACCCGUGGCCCAAAAGCCAUCUGAUAAUCAAUACUAGACUGAAAUAGCCACCAGCUGACUCCCAAGGCACCCACCCCAUAUAGCCGCCAUUCAGCAAGCUUAAGGUUAGAAACACCUUAGGCUAUAAACCAUUUUGACUCCAAAAGUGAAGAGUCGUCUGCAAGGAAAUAUUUUAUAGCCACCACCGUAUUGAUUAUUCAAGCUAUAAGGAAAAUAGCUAUGCGUGAAAUUCGCAUUUUAAAAUCUCUAAGCCAUCAUAAUAUAGUCACCCUCUACGAGGUAUUCCGCAGAAACAAACUGUGUCUUCACACGAUGAUUAUUUCAUAGCGGCUUUUCUUUUACCUAUUUUUUGCCUAUUUUUUUUGCCUUUUUCACCUAUUUUUUUUGGCCUAUUUUUUUUUCCUUAUUUAUUUUUAACCAUUUUUAGUCCAUUUGCUUUUAAAAUUUGAGUCCAUUACUAUUUCGAAGUGAUUUCAAUUAAUUUUAGUCUAUUCUUUUUGUCAGAAGUUAUAUUAUCAAACUUUUGCAAUUAAAAAAUAGUCCAAAAAAAAGGUGAAAAAACAGGCUAAAAAAAUUCAGCCAAAAAAAAAACUAGUAGUUAUGAAAUAGGCAUCGUGAUUGGAACCGAAACAAACAUCUAUACUUAGUCUUCGAGUACGUCGAGCACACAAUUUUAUCAGAACUUGAAGCACAUCAAAAUGGUCUAAAUCCAAAUCAAGUAAAGAAAAUCAUGUACCAGCUGAUUUCAGCUAUAAAAUAUUGCCAUUCCCACAAUAUAAUCCACAGAGACAUAAAACCUGAAAAUUUGCUAUUAACUCAAAAUGGAGUUUUAAAAUUAUGCGAUUUUGGGUUCGCAAGGACGUUGGCCACUCUUAAUGGUAAAUAUACAGAUUACGUUUCAACCCGCUGAUAUAGAGCUCCAGAGCUGCUUGUAGGAGAUAAUGAGUAUGGAAAAGAAGUUGAUGUCUGAUCAAUUGGGUGUAUUUGUGCAGAACUACUUACAGGCCUCCCUAUAUUUCCUGGUGAUUCUGACUUUGACACUUUGCGGCACAUCCUUUCCACGAUUGGUGGAAAUUUGUCGGAUAAGCAGUCAAAUGCGUUUAAUUCAAACCCAAUAUAUGAAGGGGUCAAGGUAUUUAUUAUUUAGCUACCUUUGCCAAAAAAAGUAAUAUCUUUGGAGUCAAAAUUUAAAGAUUUUCCUAGUAAUGUUAUAUCAUUUUUAAAAGGCUGCUUCAUGUAUGACCCAAAAUCCCGAAAAAGCUGUGAAGAACUGCUUAAACAUGACUAUUUUUCUAAUACUUUUAGAGCAUCUUUUGAACAAGAAUUAAUGGAGUUGUUUAAUGAUGACUAUGAAAUUAACAGCUCAAUUAGGAUUUCCAAUAGUGAAUUUUGCUCACCUGAGCAGGGGUGUUACCAAGAACGGUUAGAGAUGUAA
Molecule: messenger RNA, 1868 nt
Organism: Blepharisma stoltei
Lineage: Eukaryota; Ciliophora; Heterotrichea; Heterotrichida; Blepharismidae
Source: the annotation of a GenBank genome assembly